UUUUCCUCCCCUGACUAAAACAAGAAACAUCACUCUCACUCGGCUCCCUGGCGUUACACAUCAUUCUUAUUCUACGUGUGUGAAUAUACUUGCAUGCGUCCAUCAUGCGACUGGCAGUGUCUUUAUUCCUCCUGGUGCAGGUUCAGUGGUCAGUAAGUGAAAGCGUUGGCACUAAAGGAAGUGGGCGGGCAUUGGCAUCACCUGUCCCGGGCAUGAUGAUGCCUCAGUUGGUUGCUCUAGACGUGAAAUGUGCUCGCUCUGGCAUGACCGUCCAUAUUGAGUUUGACCGUGUGUUCUCCGGUGUAAUUUACUCCAAAGGUCAUUUCUAUGACCCUGCCUGCAACUAUAUCACAGUCAAGAACUCCGGUAGUCAGAAAUAUUCGUUCAACGUUCCCAUAGACAACUGUGGUACAUCAGGGCAGCUAGACAUGGCCACACCUGACCGAGACAUGUACUUCGAGAAUACCAUCAUCAUCCAGAAUGAUGCCCUCAUUCAAGAGGUUUGGGACACAGCCCGGGCUAUUCGUUGCACGUGGCAACACACCAUUCAGAAGAGUGUUGAUUUCUUGCCAUUCAAAGUGUAUGAACCUCUCAAAGUACCUGUACAGCUUGAUGCUCGGUCAGUAAACACACUGAUGGAUAUUCAACAUGGAUCGGGACCUUUUGAGAGUCCUGCAACUGGCUAUGUCUACAUGGGUGAUGAUACCUCUGUUGUUAUUUAUAUCCAAGAUCCUUCACAAAAGAUGGAUGCAAAUGUCAUUUCAUGCAACGCAAGCUCUGCAGGAGGUGCAACAGUAGAACUGCUAGACUCCCAUGGUUGUGUGAAGCGACCUGAUCUCUUGACACAGUUUUCAAAGACGAGAGAUACCAAUGGUGUGGAAGCUGACCUUAUGCUGUAUUCUUACCUUAAGGCAUUCCGCAUUGGAGAGAGCCCAGAGUUUCUCAUUUCUUGCCAUCUUGAAGUAUGUGAAGGAGAAUGCUCUAAACCUUGUAGUAGUGGACCUUACCCCUCUAGGAAAAGACGUCAGCAGCCUUCCUCACCACCAACAAUCGUGGAGCUCCAGCGUGGGGUGGUUGUGGUCUCUAGAGAACAACUCACUGGUGGCGAGAUAUGCUGGGUAAAUUCUACCAUUCUUGUGGGAGUAACUGGAUUGCUUUGUGUUGUGCUUGCUCUCUCAACACUUUCAUGUUUUCUAGUGCACAAGAUCACUGUCCUUCGCAAACAGUUACAAGGUGCAGAGAGUGAAGUAACAUACUAAAGCCACAAGGUUGCCCCAGAAUACUACUGGAUUUCCUAGAAGGUAAAUACGAGGCUUGCCACCUGAGAAAUGCUGUCCCUAAAAUGCA
Messenger RNA from Cherax quadricarinatus, 1347 nucleotides. RefSeq lists its product as uncharacterized. The record is from RefSeq and is a predicted model, not a curated record. NCBI's taxonomy places the organism in Eukaryota, Metazoa, Arthropoda, Malacostraca, Decapoda, Parastacidae.